Molecule: messenger RNA, 4107 nt
Organism: Rosa chinensis
Lineage: Eukaryota; Viridiplantae; Streptophyta; Magnoliopsida; Rosales; Rosaceae
Product: cucumisin
Exons: 9
Coding region: 1747-3975 (742 amino acids)
Biological process (GO): proteolysis
Molecular function (GO): serine-type endopeptidase activity
Source: RefSeq, a predicted model, not a curated record
UUGGUCUCUCUCUCUCUCUCUUUUCAUGCUUUAAUUUAUUGUAAUUGAUAAAUUUCACUGUAGAUAUGUUGAUGGAUUGUGAGUAGUUUCUUAUUUGGGUCUAGGGCUUGAAGGCCUAGCAAUUUUUACCAUAUAAUGACAUUAAUUUUUGGUGCUUAAGGAAAGUGUGUUGUGGUUUUCGAUGAGACUUUGUUAUAAAAAUUAGCCAAUUUUAUGAUUGAUUCUUGUCUUCAUCAUGAAAUUCAUUUAAUUAGUGGCUUAAUUUUAUGAGUGAGCAUGUUGUCAUAAGCAAAAUGUUAAUCUCUACAAAUUGAACAUAAUGUCAUUAUAUGCAUGUUAGGAGCCCUAGUUCGGUCGUAAUGUGUGUGUGAUGAAAUGUGAAUGCCCUAGCCCGGAUUUACAUUAUUUUUGUACUUUGAGAAUGCAAAUGCCCUAGUCCGCAUUUGCAUUAUCAUUCUAAGGCCCUAGUCCAACUUAGAGUUAGAGAUUGUGACCAUUUCCCUUUUGUUAUGUGCCAAAAUUGUAUUGUCAUGGUAAAUGAUUGCUAGCAUGGACGCCUUAGUGCCCAAUUUCUUCCAUAGUUUUGCAAACAUUUAAAUUCUAGCACUUUACUUUUUGCAAAUUUUAAUUUCAUAGUUUUUAAUUUACAAAACUAAAAAUUGAUUCCUCCAAAUAUUUGCUCACAUUUUUCAUUGUAAGUACCAUAAGUUUUUGAGCCUACCAAUUUAUUUUGGUGUGUUCUUGGCUAAUUUCAGGCUUCGGGAAACCUAAGCCAUUUUCCAAUUUUAUUUUUAGUUUAUUGAGUGAUUUUUGUGACCCAUAAACUAUUGGAUUGGAGUUAACUCAAGAUCCCCAAGAUACGAUAUUUUCGCGUUUAAAUAUUUCUCAAUUCUUUGAUGACCGUGUCCUUGUUGCGCGUAAGUUGCACUUGAGCACUAAAUCAGAGGGUCAAUAAAAGUUUUGGUGAGAUCUCCAACAACCUCUCCAAUGACCUUUGAGAACUCCAGCAACCUCUCUGGUGACCUCCGACAACCAUCGACCUCUCCAACAAGAUCUGUGGCAAACUUCAGCAAGGUCUCCAAUGACCUCUCUCUCUUUCUCUCUCCCUCUCUCGUUCUAUGUGACAAAAGGGGAGAGGGUAAAAUAGUUAAAAAAUGAACAGAAAAAGACCAUUAGAGAACAAAACCUAACUUAGAGUUAUCAGAAAAUUUAGAAGACUGAUUAGUUGUUGAGAAAUAAUUUUUCUAAAAUUAAACUAAUUGACCAUUUCUGUGAAAUCAAUUUAAGUAAGACAAAUAUGACAAUACCAUAGCUAUACCUAUACAAAUUUUUUUCUUCUUUUUAAAAUAAAUCAUAUAGAUUUUUGCUGGUUCCAAAAGCUAACUAUUAUAUAUUAAACCUAUUAACUUUCAAUAAACGCAGAUUUAUCUCUAUCUUAUAUGAGUUGUUCUCUAUUGAAAUUUCAAUCUUUGUUAUUUGUGGAUAGAAAAUGGUCAACAGGCCCAAAGUUUUGUUGCAACGCUUUCGCAUUAAGAACCGCUUUUGAGUUUCUCCAAUUCCUUAUGACAUCCAUGAUAUUUACUAUUGUUCUGAAAUCAUUACACGUGUCCAAAAUUGUAAAAGAGGCUAGCUUACAUUCUUAAUUAUGUUUGCUUGAUGUUGUCCUGCUAUAAAAACAUGUUGAAGUUCUUGGAUGAGAGCACUGCCCUUUAUAGACUCUAGUAGCACCAUACAUAUAGUAAUAGCAUGGCUCUUCGAUGGUUUAUCCUUCUCAGCCUCAUUAGCAGUAUUUUACUUCUUGUUCAUGUUACUCACUCAGCUGCUCAGGAUGCCCGAAAGGCUUAUAUUGUGUAUAUGGGCGACAAGCCAAAGAACGGGGUGCCAGUAACACCUGAUCUUCAUGUGAAUAUUCUAAGAGACAUAGUUGACAACAACAUUAAUAAUGAUAUUGCACAUGAAGCUCUGCUUCUUCACAGCUACAAGAGAAGUUUCCAUGGAUUUGCUGCAAUGCUCACAAAACAAGAAGCACAAAAACUGGCUGGAAUGGAUGGUGUAGUGUCUGUCUUCCCAAGCAAACAAAUGAGUGUCAAAACAACAAAGUCAUGGAACUUCCUUGAGUUUCCAGAAACAGUUAAAAGAAGCAACCUUGAAAAAGAUAUCAUUAUCGGUGUGAUCGACACUGGAAUUUGGCCAGAAUCGCACAGCUUUAGUGAUGUUGGUUUUGGUCCUCCACCCAAGAAAUGGAAAGGCAUAUGUCAAGGCAAUAACAACUUUACUUGUAACAAUAAAAUUAUCGGAGCACGAUAUUACCGUCAUUUGGGAUCCUUUGAAGAAGAAGUUGAGUCUCCAAGAGACUCUGAAGGUCAUGGAACCCAUUGCGCAUCAAUAGCAGUUGGGAACAUAGUGAGAAAUAUAAGCAUAAAAGGUUUAGGGUUUGGAAACGCAAGAGGAGGGGUGCCAUCAGCACAUAUUGCGGUGUACAAAGCAUGCUGGAAGAACGGUUGUUCAGAUGCUGACAUUCUAGCAGCAUUUGAUGAUGCCAUUGCUGACGGUGUCGAUAUAAUCUCGGCUUCCAUUGCAAGCAAAGUUCCAAAUGAUUAUUUUCGAAGCGGAGUUGCAAUUGGGGCAUUUCACGCUACCAGAAAGGGGAUACUAGUUUCAACUUGCAGUGGUAACGAAGGUCCGAAAAAAAGAACUGUGAUAAACUUUGCACCGUGGAUGCUUUCUGUGGCUGCUACCACCAUAAACCGUCAGUUCAUCACCAAGGUUCAAUUGGGUAAUGGAAAAGUCUAUGAGGGACUAUUACCAAACAUACAUGACCUCCAGGGUAAAUUCUAUCCUUUAAUAUAUGGUGGAGACGCACCUAAUACAACAGAAGGUGGUAACGCGACUAUGUCAAGGUUCUGUUCCACAAAUAGCUUAAAAGAUGAUUCGAUCAGAGGUAAAAUUGUGCUUUGCGAUAGAGGCCCAGAUGCCAGUGGGGAUGGGUAUGGGGCCAUAGAGGGUGAUGCAACUGGAGUUAUUCUGACGGGCGUAAAAGUUGUCGAGGAGCUGGUUGGCCCUUUUCCCCUGCCUGCAACUCACGUCGGAUUGGAAGAAAACAGCAAAAUUUACAAAUACAUAAGCGAAACAAGGAACCCAAUUGCAACUAUUUUCAAAAGUGAAGAAAUUAAUGAUGUAUUGGCUCCAUACGUGCCCUCCUACUCGUCAAGGGGUCCAAAUCCAAUGAAUCCUAACAUUCUCAAGCCAGAUUUAGCAGCUCCAGGUACUCACAUUCUAGCAGCAUAUGAUCACCAACAAUCAGUUGGUGAUAGCAGAACUGAAUAUAAUUUGGAUAGUGGGACAUCAAUGGCGUGCCCUCAUGCUGCAGGCGCAGCUGCAUACGUCAAAUCAUUUCACUCUAAAUGGUCACCGGCUGCUAUUCAAUCAGCUCUCAUCACUACAGCUAAACCUAUGAGUGCCAAAACUAGCCCGCACGCUGAAUUCGCAUAUGGAGCUGGCCUACUAAACCCUUCUAGGGCUCCAUAUCCUGGUUUGGUAUACGAUCUUGAUGAACAAGACUACUUAUAUUUUUUGUGUUCACAAGGAUACAGUGGUAAACUAUUGGAAAUCAUAACCGGGGACAAGAGUAGCUGCUCAUCAAAAUCUAAUAAUGAAAUAGCCAAUGACCUGAACUAUCCUUCUUUUGCUCUUUCAAUCAAGGAUCCAGAAUUCAUCAAUGGGAUCUUCCAUAGGACUGUCACUAAUGUUGGAUCGUCAAAUUCCACAUACAGAGCUAAAGUGGUGACUCCAUCAGGACUCGAAAUCAAUGUGAAUCCAAAUGUGUUAUCAUUCACAUCUCUCGGCCAGAAGAAACCUUUUGUCGUUACAGUAAAAGGGUCAAUUGAGAAAUCAAAUAUAGUUUCUACAUCUUUGGUGUGGGAUAAUGGUGAUUUCCAAGUCAGGAGCCCGAUUGUUGUCUAUGUUACAGUUUAAUCAAGAGGCUAGGGUUGUGAGAAUUGAAAUGUAAACGAAAGCAAAUGCUAAAUUUGGAGAGUGCUUCAAGUCUAUAUUUGUCAAUUUACAUGUAUAUGUAGUGUUAAUUAGAUAAAAACAUUUUUGACUAUC